Molecule: messenger RNA, 516 nt
Organism: Juglans regia (Persian walnut)
Lineage: Eukaryota; Viridiplantae; Streptophyta; Magnoliopsida; Fagales; Juglandaceae
Product: non-specific lipid-transfer protein 2
Exons: 1
Coding region: 120-398 (92 amino acids)
Biological process (GO): lipid transport
Source: RefSeq, a predicted model, not a curated record
AACCCCAGCCAAAUGCACCACACACACCCCACCAUCUCUCUCUCUCUCUCUCUCUCUCUCACACACACACACUGACAUACAGACACACACAUCUUUAGCCACAUCCUCAAGUGAGUGAAAUGAAGGCAUCAUACAUUGCAGUGUGCACUCUGCUGGUGCUGCUCCUGGCAAAAACAGAGGUAACAAUGGCAGUAACAUGCAACCCCACACAGCUGAGCCCCUGUGUGGGUGCAAUUACAUCUUCAAAUCCACCAUCUUCCCUGUGCUGCAGUAAGAUCAAGGAACAGAAACCCUGCCUCUGCCAGUACCUCAAGAACCCGAACCUCAAAAAGUUUGUCGACUCCCCCAAUGCAAGGAAAGUUGCAAACACUUGUGGAACUCCCUUCCCCAAGUGCUAGAUCCCUAAAACAUUCAAGGAAGGACUUCUCCAUUCUAUAUGCAUCAUGCUACUUUGAUGUAUUAGCUUAAGGGUGGAGAUUAGAGAGUUAAUUUACUUUUGAAGUUGGGUGUGGUCUC